UUAUCAGCUUUUCUUUGUUGGGAGUCGCCUUCUGCGCCAGUGAGUGUAAAGGCUGCACUUUCAACGGAUCUAUUUACGUAUUUCCCAUCGACAAGUUUUAUCAAAAGAGUAUUUAACGUCGUAAAUUUAGCAACAUGAAGGCUGUAUACGCUCUUGUCUGCCUCCUGGCUUUGUCUGCGGUGUCCGCGGAUGUUUGCUAUAAUGAAGUUUCUAUGGAAUGUGGCCAGGCAAGCAAUAGCUUAGCCCUGCCCAGCUGUAACGCAGUCUACGGUAACUUCGGACGUCAAGGCAAUGUAGCCAACGAACUGCAGGCCUACGCCAACCUUUACCUGUACAGAUCAUAUGAAUAUCUGCUGUCUGCUGCAUAUUACAACAACUACCAGACCAACAGGGAUGGUUUCCACAAGCUAUUCAAGAAGUUGUCUGAUGAGUCUUGGGAGAAGACCAUUGAUAUCAUCAAACAUGUGACGAAGAGAGGCGCCGCCCAUGACUUCCACGCCCGCUCCACCCAAUCCUCGGGAGCCAAGAACAGCACCCUGGAACUCCAGGAGUUGGAGUCGCUGGCUCACGCUCUGGAUACACAAAAAGAACUAGCUGAACGCGCCUUCUUCAUCCACCAGGAGGCCACCAGGAACAACCACAAGACUCACGACCCUGAGAUCGCUCAGUACUUAGAAGAGGAGUUCAUCGAGUACCAAGCCAAGACAGUCAGAGACCUUGCUGGCCAUACCGCUGACCUCAAGCAGUUCAUCACAGCUAACGAGGGCAAGGACCUCUCUCUGGCUCUUUACCUCUUCGACGAAUAUCUCCAGAAAGUCGUCUAAAUACUUAAAAAAUAUAUUAAAAUAUCACCUUAUUUAAAUCAUUAAAAUACUAGUAACACUAGCCAAUUAAAACAGUAGUAGCUGGCAACACCGUUGCGUACAAAUCUAUAGGCUGUUAGAAUGUGAUUUAUUUUUGUUUCAAUUAAGUCCCUAAAUCCUAAUUUAUAAGUAUAUAAAUUGUAUGCUCUAUGAGAAUUUUUUGCAGUUAUUUUCGAAUAAAAUUUAAUUAAUAAUCACCGUUA
Molecule: messenger RNA, 1066 nt
Organism: Melitaea cinxia (Glanville fritillary)
Lineage: Eukaryota; Metazoa; Arthropoda; Insecta; Lepidoptera; Nymphalidae
Gene: Fer2LCH
Product: soma ferritin
Exons: 5
Coding region: 135-824 (229 amino acids)
Biological process (GO): iron ion transport; intracellular iron ion homeostasis
Cellular component (GO): cytoplasm
Molecular function (GO): ferric iron binding; ferrous iron binding
Source: RefSeq, a predicted model, not a curated record